UGGUGGCUGGAGUGCCAAUCCUGCCACCAACCCCUGUAUAUUCCCUGCAAGUUGGAGGAGCACUUGCAGGUCCAGAUGCAGUUUAGGACAGUAAUGAUACAGAAAUCAGAGUUAAACUCCAUAAACUGCAUUUUACUUGCAAAGAUAUGUAUAAAUAAAUGUUGCAGAAUAAUUGAGGCUGAAUAAUGAAAAUUGAAUCUGCAAAAACUCAUUACACAUCGAGAAGGAAGACUAGAGGCAGAGUGAGCUGACCUGAAUUUUCGAAAAUCAGAUGUGGGUGGGGGUGGGGGUGUGGGUGUGGGUGUGGAAGGAAGCAAGAAGUUCAGAGUUAUAAAGUUUCAUAUGAUCUGAGGGCUGGAGAUCAGCAGCAGGCACUUUAACUCCAACCAAGAGAUCCAAGGCGAUAUAGGUGCUUGAAGUAAAGCAGCUUCUGACGUCAAUUUAUAGGAAAGCAUGGCUGCACCUGCUGAAGUAAGAAUUGUGCUGUUGGGAAAAACGGGAUCUGGGAAGAGCAGUGCAGGAAAUGUUAUCCUGGGGGAAGAGAAGUUUGAAGUUUCAGCCGAUCCUGAUGGUGUAACACAAGAUUGUCAAACAGAAGAAGGAAACUUUAAUGGCAAAAAGAUUAAGGUAACUGACACACCAGGGAUCUUUGACCCAAUGAGGUCUGAGGAUGAUCUGAAGCAAUCCAUAAUAUCCUGUCUCACUGAAUGUGCUCCUGGUCCACAUGCCUUCAUCCUAGUCCUGAAAGUGGGAAGAUACACUGAAGAAGAGAAAGAGUCUGUGAAGAUGAUACUGAAGUGGUUUGGGGAGGAAACCCUGAAGCACACAGUCAUCCUCUUCACACAUGGUGAUAAGCUUAAAGAAAACCAGACCAUUAAGGAAUAUGUAAAGAAGAACAAGGAUCUGAAGGAACUUGUUGAUAAGUGUGAAGGCCGAGUCCAUGUCAUUGACUCUCAACAGUGGAACAAAAAAGAUGAUAAAAAUGCUCAAUCUGCAGAUCUCCUAGAAAAACUAAAGAAAAUGAUGAUAAAGAAGAGAGAAGCUGGGGAGUCACAGGCUGUUCUGGCACUGGAAGAAGUGAAGAACAUGCUGUUAGAACCAGAAUCAACACUUGAUCAUGAACCGGGCCAAGGGUCUGAAAGAUCUACAAGUUCUGGAGGAAACCUGGAUGAAUCAGAGUACAGGAGCAACAGCUUUCAGAUUAAACAGAUGCUGAUAACUAUAGACAACAUGGUGACAAACAAUGGCAGCAGUCAUUACACAAAUGAAUCACUCCAGGUAAUAGCAGAAGCUAUAGACAAAGAGGUUAAUAAGAUAAAAGAAGAGCUGGAGGAGAGAGGAGAGAAAGCAGAGGAGUCUGUGAUCAGGAGACGAGCAAGAGAGAGAGUGAGGACCAAGACUCUGAGAUUUGUGGCAGGAGUUACUACUGGUGCUUUACUGGGGGCUCUGCUGGGUGUGCCUGUAGGAUUAUCAAUAUCACUUACAUUGGUGGCUGGAUUUUUAAAGGAGGUAGUAACUGCAGAUUGUACACACCCUGUAGAUACAAUAGUGGAAGCUGUUAGAACAGCAGGGACAUUAGGGUCAGGAGCAGCAGGGACAUUAGGGUCAGGAGCAGCAGGGACAUUAGGGUCAGGAGAGGGAGCCCGCGAGGAACUAAGCGGGCUCCAACCCCCGUACAAGGAGGCCCGCAGAGGGGAGAUCGGCAGCGAACCCCCCAGUCCCGCCUGCGAUCCCCCCACCGAGAAGGGCCCAGAGCGUCCCAAGAUUCCCCGGACCGCCCGCCAGGGCCCCACCACGGCGCAGCAGUACCAAACACAACCCCCGAAUUCGCCUAGAAGGGCCCAGAGCGUCCCAAGAUUCCCCGGACCGCCCGCCAGGGCCCCACCACGGCGCAGCAGAGCCAAGCACCACCCAGCCUGCGGCCCAAGAGAGGAGGACGCCCACACCGGCCAGGGCUGCCUGCAUCCCCCCAUGAUGGAUCUUCGACACGGUGGGCAACCCACCCGCACAGGGCCAGAGACAGAGAAUUAG
Paramormyrops kingsleyae is the source of this 2031-nucleotide messenger RNA. The record is from RefSeq and is a predicted model, not a curated record. Lineage: Eukaryota; Metazoa; Chordata; Actinopteri; Osteoglossiformes; Mormyridae.